AUGGCCAGUACUCCAGAGGAAUUCUUUGCUAAGGGUCUCAUGGACCCAUCACCUCCAUCCCCAGCUGUCUUCCUAGACUUAACCCUAAUGCCUGAAGGUUGUCAAGGCCCAUUCUCACCUGAUGACACAGUGCUUUCGUAUGUAUCGGUCAUGCUCAUGGAGGAAGAUACUGACGACAAUUUGUUGUACCAGUACUCUGAUCACCCUGCACUAUUCCAGGUGCAGCAGUCUUUUGCUCAAAUCCUCUGUCCCCCUUCCUCUAGAGUGGACCAUGACAACACAAACAGGGGUGACAUGGAUGGAAUCAAGGAUUUGUUUCAGAAUAACAAUGGUCACCAAAGCACACUGGACUCGACCUUCUCCAAGGGCGUGGAUGCAAUGGUUGCAUUCUUGAGGGGCGUGGAAGAGGCCAAGACUUUCUUGCCCAAUGACAAUAGUUUUAGAAGGGACGAAUUAGUGAAUUGUAUGUCUAGGGAAAGCAGCAGCCACUGUGGGGUCAAGAAGAGACACAAUAGGGACAAACAUCAAGAUGAGGUAAGCAGGGCCAGAAAAGCUGUAAAGAUGAUGGAGGAGGAGGAGAUUGGUGCGUAUAAGAUGUUCGAGGAGAUGAUGUUUCGCGGCUACGAGAUAUGCAUCACGAGCAUGGAGAAUUUGCGCAUUUCCAUGGCCAUGGAGUCAGAGAAGAAUAACAGAAAGAGCAUUAGCAUCAAGACAAGGGAUGUGGUGGACUUGCGCACACUGUUGGUCAUUUGUGCACAGGCGGUGGCUGCAAACAAUCACAAGAGUGCACGUGAGCUACUGAAGCAGAUCAAGAAACAUGCAUCAACAUCAGGGGAUGCCACGCAACGGCUAGCUCAAUGUUUCGCCAAGGGGCUGGAGGCACGUCUACUGGGAACCGGUAGCCAUCUUUGGCACUCGCUCAUUACGGAGCGCCCAUCACUCAUGGAGUUCCUCCAGGCCUACAAGUUGUACCUGGAAGCUGAAAGCUUCAUCAAGGUGGCAGUAACUUAA
Molecule: messenger RNA, 1011 nt
Organism: Panicum virgatum (switchgrass)
Lineage: Eukaryota; Viridiplantae; Streptophyta; Magnoliopsida; Poales; Poaceae
Product: scarecrow-like protein 34
Exons: 1
Coding region: 1-1011 (336 amino acids)
Biological process (GO): regulation of DNA-templated transcription
Cellular component (GO): nucleus
Molecular function (GO): sequence-specific DNA binding; DNA-binding transcription factor activity
Source: RefSeq, a predicted model, not a curated record